AAUACUCCGUAACCAUGCCAACCAAGAAGAGCUCCUCCGUGAGAAUGGAGGAGGUCCUGGAAGAGGCCAUUAACACGACGGGGGGGCCCAAGGGCGCAUCGACCAUCGCCAUAAAGAAGUACAUCGCGGCCCACUACCCGCACCUGGACAUCGAGAACAGGACCUACCUGCUGAAACAGGCUGUGAAGAGGGGCGUGUCUAAAGGCCAGCUCAAGCAGAUGUCAGGGACUGGCUUCACAGGAUUCUACAAGCUGGUUGGUGGGAAAAAGGAACCCAGCCUGACCAAACGACAGAAGGACGCUGCCAAGACGGCAGCUAAGAAGGUCGUCAGCAAGCACAGGGCUGUCGUCAAGAAGGUCUCGAAGCCGCCGCCCGCCUUCUACCGGGAUCCGGACGAGAAACCGACAACUAUUGAUCUGUUGGAGGAGGCCAUCGCGAUGGUUGGGGGUCCAAAAGGAGCCUCAGCCCAGGCAAUCAAAAAGUACCUGGCAGAGAACUACCCAGACACCAAGAAACACCUCGUUAAACAGGCACUGGUACGGGCGCAGAAGAAAGACCUGGUCAAGCAGCUGUCGGGCACCGGUGCAUCGGGCACCUUCAAGUGGAUAGGCCCCAAACGAAAGCCAAAAGAGCGGGAGGAGGCUCCCAGGAGCCCCAAGAAGACGGUGGCUGCCAAGAAGAUGGCGGUUCCUGACCCACCCAAGAUGGAGAUUAUCAUCAGAGAUGCCAUGGUGGAGUACUGUGAGCCUAAGGAGGCUUCGCCCCAGGCUAUCAAGAAGUACCUGAGUGAACAUUACCCUCACCUGGAGAUCGAGACUCGCAGUUACCUGCUAAAGAGGGCUCUACAGAAAGGGGUGGAGAAUGGGCAACUGAUACAGCUGUCAGGAAAAGGCAUGAGUGGGACUUUCCGAUUGGUGGAGAGUUACAAGCCUAAGAAGCCCAUGGAGACAAUGAUUGGGGUGGCCAUCAAGGCAGCCAAUGAGCCGAAGGAGGCUUCCGUUGGCAUGAUAAAGAAGUAUAUCCAAGAGCACUACCCGACCCUGGACAUAGAGAACCACAUGUUCAAGCUGAAGUAUAAACUUGUCUCUUCUCUUCUCUUCUCCCAGGUUGGCAUGAUAAAGAAGUAUAUCCGCGAGCACUACCCGACCCUGGACAUAGAGAACCACAUGUUCAAGUUGAAGCGAGGUCUGGAGAAGGGAGUUAAGAAUGGAGAACUGGAGCAAAUCACAGGCAAAGGGGCCUCCGGUACAUACCAGCUGACUGAGCCGUUUAUUCCCUCCCCUGAAGACUUGGAACUGAUCGAAUAUGUCCCACCGAUGGAGGUUCUUCUCAGAUCUGCAUUCCACAGAGGCUCAAAGGCUCAAGUUCAGAAGCCAAAAGUUGCUGAGGUGAAGGUCAAGAAGGCUAGAGGUCGUCCCAAGGGUCGUCCUGUGAAGAAGCCCAAACCCAAGGCAGCCGGCAGAGGUCGGGGGAAGGGCAAGAAGGGAAGGGGGAGGCCUAAGAAGGUGGAUAAGACAGAGCCUAAGGAGACUGAAGACGAACCCAAGGAAUCUGCGUCCUCAGAAGAAGAAACAGCCAAGGAGUCUGCAUCCGAAGAAGAACCCAAGGAGUCAGCCUCCUCUGAGGAAGACGCUCAGUAGGUCGUUUCAAGAUGGCCGACUCUUUAACUGUUCCUUGAUGUGCAACACUUAAACCAAUCAGGUGGCAGAUUGGUCACUCUCUGUGACCUGAUUGGUCCAUUUUGUACAAGACUAGCCAAUCAGGUAACAGAUUGGUUACUCACUGUGACAUGAUUGGUCCAUUUGUGAUUUUCCCAUGGUGCAGUCUGCUAUAACAAAAUGUUGGUCCUCUUGAUCUGGAAGUAAGUUUUUUAAGAUGGUGAUGUUUUUGGAAAAGCGAAUAAGAAGAUGAUUCAAAUUCCUCUGACAAAAAUACAAAAUAAUGAAAAGGCUUGCUUUUAUGACCAGUAUUAAAAAAAUGGUCCCUAGCAUCCUUUGUUGCUCUAUUAUCAGUGACAAUUUAUAUUUAGAGAGCAUAAUAGUUUUGCCUUAUUUAGUAUGUUUUUGCCAUAUUAUCGUAUACUUGACAUCAUGACAUACUUCUCAAUUGUGAGAAUUUUGUUUAUUUUAGUUUAAUUAUAACGUUAACUUUAUAAAAGUAGUGAAUAGGAAAUCAAUGAAAAAGUGCAAAGUGUAAAAAACACAUCUAUAUGAGUUAUCGCGAUAAUGUCGCAGUGACACAGUGGUAGGCAAAAAGCAGGUUUUGGGCAAAAGAUUGGUUUACGUAUUGAUCAGUAAUUUGAUCUGCUUAUUUAAAUACUAAUUUUUGAUCCAAUCUACUGACGUCCUGGUAGGCACCAACCGUCGAAUUCCCCGGAUAAAAGCAACAACAGCGAUCGCUCGUAUGAAAUAGCUACUUAACUGUUAGCUAUAGACUGUACAACUGAUCGUAGUGUUUGUAUGUGCAAUUUAAGAACUUAUAUUUAUGUUAUAGAUUCAUUUACAUACAUAAAAACUAACCUACUAUUAUAUAGAUGAUAAGCCAGUGCAAUGUUCCAACUGCACAUGCACAAUGAGAUGUAUUGUGGGUAAUAAUGUCAAAGGUCAAGUCUCAUAAGUUAAAGCGGUUUAUGUCUAGAUCAUGCUUGAUACAUGUCAUUACAUGUUUGGACCAACUAAGAAAUAUUACCACCAAUGCAUGAGCAUUUUUAAGUUGAACUGGCUUACUAUAACAGAUAAAGGUUGAGAACACACUAGGUAUAGACUGUAUCAUAUAAUCAUGUGUUCAACACAGUGAAAACCUAAAACCACUAUGAGUAGAUUUAUAAUGCUAUGUUUUUAUUUAGUCACAAGAGACUUAAGAAUAUCAUGAUUAUAUUCAAGUAGAAACGUAACCGUUUUGGAAAAUUCUUCACUGUUUCCAAAACUGAUAAAGAUUAUAUGGGGAUAUAUAGUUUGUAGUACUCUGAGUUAGAGUAGUGUUUGGAUUUAUUGUUUAGACAACAAGUAGUAACCAUCAAAAGGCAGUGAAGUUUAAGAAAUAUCAGAUAUGUUUUGGAUAAGUUAGCAAAGAUUUCAUGGCAAUUUUGAAGCGUAACUAGUUGUAGCGUCACUGCACAUGUAUGUACUGUUUAGGACAUUGGCACUACGUAGUUGUUAGAGAAGUUAUAGUUUUGUAUAUGCACUCAUGGUCAGUAUUGUUAAUCAACUGUUAGUUCAACUGAUCUGUGCCUAGUUGUAUCGUGCCAUACAUGUUACUAGCCCAGCCAUACACACUACUUUUGUACAAUGGUCAUAGGCAUGGUACAAGUGUUAGAAAGAAAUUAAUUUUUAAAGGGGUAUACCUUUUACUUACAAGCGCUUUUGGUAUCUAACAUUAUUGUAUAGUUGCAAUAGAAAACCCAAGCCUUAUAUGUUAUUUUUUGUACCAUAGUCAUGGUACUAGUAGUGUUAGGAAGAAAUUAUUUUUAAAAAGGGGAUAUACAUAUACCCUUUACUUACUAGCACUUCUAGAGAGUCAUUUCUGGUAUCUAACGUUGUCCAACAGUUGCAAUAGAGAGCCUUAAGAAGGCAUUGCCAAUAUGUAACCCAGUAGACUGCAAUUGUUAUAAUCAAUUAGUAUUGCCUGUGCAGUUCGUACUUGUAUUGCAAUACAGAACAAGCAUUUGUAACAAUUAUGGACAUUCAGUUACCUUUUAUUUUAAUGUGGUUGCAAUAUAAGAUUAUUAGUUGCUUUUGACAUGGCCAGUGGAAGGUUGACUGUACUAUUGUAAUAAACAACCCAUGUUCGUAUC
Molecule: messenger RNA, 3793 nt
Organism: Branchiostoma floridae (Florida lancelet)
Lineage: Eukaryota; Metazoa; Chordata; Leptocardii; Amphioxiformes; Branchiostomatidae
Product: heterochromatin protein 1-binding protein 3-like
Exons: 9
Coding region: 15-1640 (541 amino acids)
Biological process (GO): nucleosome assembly; chromosome condensation; negative regulation of DNA recombination
Cellular component (GO): nucleus; nucleosome
Molecular function (GO): nucleosomal DNA binding; double-stranded DNA binding
Source: RefSeq, a predicted model, not a curated record